Messenger RNA from Eimeria necatrix, 1176 nucleotides. RefSeq lists its product as hypothetical. The record is from RefSeq and is a predicted model, not a curated record. Bases 1 to 1176 code for a protein of 391 amino acids. Lineage: Eukaryota; Apicomplexa; Conoidasida; Eucoccidiorida; Eimeriidae. The transcript has a single exon.
AUGCACUCUAAUACUGAGAGGCUCAGCGCUUGGCGCCACCUUUGGGCUAUCGCCGUUGUGGCCUUCCUUCUAGUUGUGGCUCCAGCGGCUCGUAAGCGUCCCCUCCGGCAAGAAAUAGUGGAUGGAGCUACCAUUGAGGCCCCUCAGGCGUCCCUGCACAGAUGGUGGACAACCCUUCAGGAGCAAGUCGUUGCUGCAGACUCCACGCGCGCAGUGAGCAGUGAGUAUGUUUCACGGCUUCCGGCGGAUCAGCAGGAUCUGUGCGAACGUUUUUCCCAAGUUUGUCUCGACAGUGUAAAUGGCGACGAUGAUCAUAGCAGCAGCGAAAUCAGCAGCAGCCGCAGAGAUAGCAGUUUGAGGGAGAGGGUCUUCGGAAUCGGGCUCGCUGAGAUGACGGAUUUCGCUCUGGCAGCUCCCUUUUUAUUGGCGUCUAAAUGGACUGCCUUUACGGAGAUGGUGCUGAGUCUUGGGAUUCUCAAGGAUAAAUACCUCAGCAGGUUUGCUGCUCUGCAGGAGAAGCUCGCUCCCUUUCUCCUUAUAACGCAGGAAGAACGAGCAGAAACAGCAGCAGCAGCAUCCCGGCCUCCGAGCAGGCCUCGCACUCACCGGAGACAAUCAAGCAAGCGUGGUAAAAAACAUGCUGUUCACGAGACAUCGGAACAUGCAGCUCUGGCCGCACAGGGGAGGUAUUCAGCAGCUGGAGCAGCAGUAGCCGACGCAGCAGCGGCGACAGCGGCUGCAGCUGCUGCUGAGGGGACAGAUUUGGGCAUUGAUAUGGAGUAUGUGAGAAUUAGCUGGACGGAGUUGCAGCAGCUUGCUGAGGAAGAACGCCAGGUAGCCUCCACCUAUCUCGCACUAGCUGCGGAGGGAAAUUUAUUUCAUUCAGCGCCGGAUGAUUGCCUGUGGGAAGCUUUGCUACAGCAGGUAGUCAUUAAGGCAACAGCAGCAGCUUCCGCAGCAAAAAGUGGCUUGACCGCGACCUUUCCAGACCUGUACCGCGAAGGUACGGAAGGGUACAAUACUGCAUUCGCUGCACUUGCUGCUGCUGAUGACCACAUCCGACUGCUGCUUUCGCAGCAACAGGACACAUACGCAGGUAGCCAGCCUGUUCUGUUCUUCUUAAGAGGAAUCUUGCUGUCUAUAUGCGAAGGAGGGGAAUGCACUGGAGUUUUUUAA